GUCAAAGUGACAGAUAUGAUAACACCGACAACUGAACUAACUGAACCGAAAACAGUGAUAAGCAAAAUAUACGCGCUUAGUAAAUUCUAAAGUUCAGUUUUGAUUAAAUUCGUAGCAUGAUAAAUGAUAAUGUUGUGAUAACAAAUAAUACUAAUCUAUACCUACGCAGAGUUUAUUAGUUGUCUGAUACGCCGAACGAGUUGUAAACCAUAUCGCUAGCGCUGUCAAAAGUCGUCUAGCACAAGUUACUUUAAGAAAAUCGAUUCAAGUUUCGCCAAAGUUAAACAGAAGUAUGGUGACCGACGGGAAUACUAUAUUAGCCGAAAGUUUAAAGAAACAGGGUGUAGAAUAUGUAUUUGGUAUUGUGGGUAUACCCGUAAUAGAGACCGCAAUGGCAUUCCAAAUGGCGGGGCUCAAGUAUAUUGGAAUGCGCAAUGAACAGGCUGCUGCUUACGCUGCACAGGCUAUUGGAUAUCUAACAGGAAAGCCAGGAGUAUGUCUGGCAGUAUCCGGUCCAGGAUUGUUGCACUGUGUUGGUGGCAUGGCUAAUGCACAGGUGAAUGCGUGGCCGUUGCUGGUCAUUGCUGGCUCCUGUGCUGAGGACCAUGAAGGCAUUGGAGGGUUCCAGGAGUGGCCACAGGUGGACUCGUCGCGCCUGUACUGCAAGUACGUAGCGCGGCCGCCGUCGGCGCGGCUGAUCCCGCUGCACGUGGAGAAGGCCGUGCGCCUCGCGUGCGCCGGCCGGCCCGGCGCCACCUACCUCGACAUGCCCGGCACGCUGCUGCUGAGUGAAGUCGAAGAAGAAAAAGUGCCCGAACUCUACAACGCAGAAACCGUCAAGCUAGCCCACCCCGACCCAGCGUUAGUAGCUCGCGCGGCCGAGCUACUGGCCACAGCGGAGCGGCCUCUAGUCAUCGUAGGCAAGGGGGCUGCCUACGCCCGAGCCGAGAACGCGCUGCGGAAACUUAUUGCCGACACUGGGCUACCCUUCCUGCCUACUCCCAUGGGUAAAGGCGUAGUGCCAGACACUUCCGCGCAAUGCGUGUCCACCGCUCGCACACAAGCGCUUCUUAAAGCUGACGUCAUACUGCUGCUCGGCGCGCGGCUCAACUGGAUGCUGCACUUCGGCCAGACGCCGCGGUUCGACCCCAAAGUCAAGAUCAUCCAGGUGGACAUUAGCCCUGAAGAGUUCCACAACAGCGUCAAAUCAGAAGUAGCAGUGCACUCUGACAUCCAGCCGUUCGUUGAAGCGCUGUCGACUAAACUGGACGAGAAGAAGUUCUCGCUGUCUCCCUCGCACGCCUGGUGGCAGGCUCUUGCUCAGAAGCAAAAGGCCAACACUGAGUUCGUCGCGGCUCAAGCCAACGACGUGUCAACUCCACUGAACUACUUCGCGGUAUUCAAGGCAAUACAAGAAGCCAUUCCCAAGGACUCCAUCAUCGUGAGCGAGGGCGCCAACACGAUGGACAUCGGGCGCGGCCUGCUGCUCAACGACUUGCCGCGGCAUCGCCUCGACGCCGGCACCUUCGGCACCAUGGGGGUGGGCCCCGGGUUCGCGGUGGCGGCGGCGCAGUGGUGCCGCGACCGCGCGCCCGCCACGCGCGUCGUGUGCGUCGAGGGCGACUCCGCCUUCGGCUUCUCGGGAAUGGAAAUCGAGACGAUGUUCCGCUACAAGCUGCCCGUGAUCAUCAUCAUCGUGAACAACAACGGCAUCUACAGCGGCUUCGACAAAGAGGUCAUGGCCGACAUCCAGUCCGGCGGCGACCCCGCGCAGUGCACGCCGCCCACCGCGCUGAGCGUGCAAGUCCGCUACGAGAAGAUGAUGGAGAUGUUCGGAGAGACAGGCCACCUGUGCCGCUCCGUGGCCGACGUCCAGCAGGCCAUCCGCGCCGCCGUGGCCGUCACCGACCGCCCCAGCAUCAUCAACAUCCUCAUCAACCCCGCCAGCAGCAGGAAGCCGCAGGCCUUCAACUGGCUUACCGAAUCUAAGCUGUAAACUUACCGAAUCUAAGCUGUAAACUUGGCAGACUGAUUUCUAACCUACCAGAUAAUACCAGGUAAUAGAUACAAAAACUAUAUGUAACGACUAAGAAAAAAUCGUGCCCACCGAGUUUCUCUAUUAUAUCUAGUACAAUCGCCAUGAGAUAUAUCGGAGCGGCCAAGGUGCUCACAAAUAUCUGAACACGCCACUAUUGUCAAGGCGUUUAAGUGCGUGUGGUGACAUUAAUGGCACAUUAAUGAAUCUUUGAUAGCUAUUUAAUACCCGGGUCCACAUUGAGCGAGUAAACGCGCACGUCUACACUGGCUGUACUAUGCGUGAGGAAAUUGCCUCGCCCGUAUGCUCGCUCUGUGUGGACCCGACUAUUCGCAAUCAUAUUGUAAACGUUACCUGGUCCAAUUUUUAACCUACAUGUUUCAAUGCACGAUUUAUGGAUUAUCUGGGUCGGAUAUUAGAAUUAAAUAUUGAAAUCAGAAAUUUAUUUUACUAUUGUACUUUAGAAUCGCAGGCUGAGAUGAGAUGUUUUGAUACAUUUUUUACUGUACAGUGCAAUUUAUGUCACAAUUAGAGUUAACACUUUUAAAAGGUGGUUGUAAAUUAUGUAUAUCUUUAAAGAUAAGAACAAUGGUGCAAUGUAUAUUUAAUUAUGUUAAGGAUAACCAGACAUACAUUUAUUUAUGUUGUUAUGGAAUUUUAGUCAAAUACCGUAUUUAUAACGUUACUAAACAGUCUCAUAAUUUUAUAAAAAAUUAACACAACUAAAUGGAAGACUCCAUUUUGAAAAUGUUGUUCUAUUAUAUUUUUAUCAGUGGUUUAUUUGUAUAAUAUUCAUGACGUAAUAAAUCAUAUUACAGGUGUAA
Cydia pomonella (codling moth) is the source of this 2859-nucleotide messenger RNA. It is a transcript of the gene Hacl, whose product is annotated as 2-hydroxyacyl-CoA lyase 1. Gene Ontology annotation, biological process: fatty acid alpha-oxidation. Gene Ontology annotation, molecular function: catalytic activity; magnesium ion binding; thiamine pyrophosphate binding. The record is from RefSeq and is a predicted model, not a curated record. The transcript has 12 exons. Gene Ontology annotation, cellular component: peroxisome. Lineage: Eukaryota; Metazoa; Arthropoda; Insecta; Lepidoptera; Tortricidae. The coding region runs from base 293 to 1996 and encodes 567 amino acids.